GCAAAACAAACUCUGACGUCCUUGCAAAUAUUUUAAACGACUGCUUUCCGUAUGUUACGAGGGAAAAAACAUGUCGGACAGCGAGAAAGAAGAAGUACCAAGACGACGUUACAAAGCACCAUGGUCGAAAGGUGGACAUGAAUAUGAUCCUACGUUACCAUAUGGACCUAAAGUCUACCUGGCCAGAAAGAAAAAACCUGAUCCAUGGUGGGUUAUCGCAAUAGAGGUGACCGUUGUCUUAUCGGUAAUAUUGUUCUUCGUGUAUAUGUACUACUAUAUUGAUCAUCUUCACUUUCACGUUGCGCAUGCGUACGCAAGAAUUGGUAGUGGGACUGCUCAACAUCAUAUAGCGCAUAGAUAUCUCAGAGGAGAUGGAACGACGCAAGACCACGAAAAAGCAAUGUAUUGGUUCAGACAAGCAGCAAACAACGGUCAUCCAGGAGGUGCGUAUAACUUGGUAGCAGCACAUUUUCAAGGGUACAAGACCGAUCUUCAAGAGAAUGAAAUAAAGAAUAUGUUGAAAGUUGCUGCAGACGGUGGACAUAAAGAAGCCAUAAAAGCUUUGCAAGAAAUGUUCCCAAAUUGAGAAAAGAAAUGUUUUCUUUCUAAGAAACCAAACCAAUUCUUAUACUAUAGAUGUUGCUUUAGGUUUUUAAAGAGACAGCUUUGUAUUCUCAUCUCACACUGUCUGUGAUAUUGUUCUAGUUUAUGCUGUGAGCAACUCAAUAUAAUUUCCUAAACUUUAUACAAUUGUAAACUAUGGAUUAAUACCGAUAAUUAAAAAUAGUUGUAUAAUCAUCAUGAUGGAGAAUAAUACACACAUAAAUGCCAUAUGUUGUUCAAGAAAAGCAGAUGAAAUCGUCAGAUUUUA
Xenia sp. Carnegie-2017 is the source of this 871-nucleotide messenger RNA. Its product is annotated as secretory immunoglobulin A-binding protein EsiB-like. Bases 71 to 586 code for a protein of 171 amino acids. The record is from RefSeq and is a predicted model, not a curated record. Gene Ontology annotation, molecular function: protein binding. The transcript is spliced from 5 exons. NCBI's taxonomy places the organism in Eukaryota, Metazoa, Cnidaria, Anthozoa, Malacalcyonacea, Xeniidae.